AGUGACGUCAGCACGCCGGUUGACGUAGCGACGGCGGCGCGGUAGGGGGUGGAGGCCUUGUCGUCGGCGGGGCCGGAGAUGGUACAGUUGUUGCUGUGCAGUUGGAUGCUGCUGAAUAGCGAUUUUAUGAGCUUGCUGUUCAAUCUGUCUGUUGUUCAAAAUGGCGAAGAACCCUAAUUUUCAGGAAGCUGGUCAUCUGCCUACAGGCUACAUCCACUGUAGAUCUUCAGACAGCUUUAGUGGCUACCAAUAUCACCACCCCUCUAAGAUGAGUAACAGCCACCCGCUUCGCCCCUACACAGCUGUGGGAGAGAUUGACCACGUUCACAUCCUGUCAGAGCACAUUGGUGCUCUAAUGAAUGGGGAAGAAUAUAGUGAUGUUACCUUUAUUGUAGAAAAGAAACGCUUUCCAGCACACAGAGUGAUCUUGGCUGCAAGGUGCCACUAUUUCAGAGCAUUGUUGUAUGGUGGAAUGAGGGAGUCUCAGCCUGAAGCAGAAAUUCCUCUUGAUGAUACCACUGCAGAAGCAUUUACCAUGCUGUUGAAAUAUAUUUACACUGGUCGUGCUACACUACGUGAUGAGAAAGAGGAGGUUCUCUUAGACUUCCUAAGCCUAGCACAUAAAUAUGGGUUCCCAGAACUGGAGGAUUCCACAUCUGAAUAUCUUUGCACAAUACUUAAUAUUCAGAACGUCUGCAUGACAUUUGAUGUCGCCAGUCUGUAUUCCCUUCCCAAAUUAACUUGUAUGUGCUGUAUGUUCAUGGACAGAAAUGCUCAAGAAGUGCUCUCCAGUGAAGGCUUCCUGUCACUUUCAAAGGCUGCUCUUUUAAGUAUUGUACUGAGGGACUCAUUUGCAGCUCCUGAGAAAGAUAUUUUCCAAGCUUUGAUGAGCUGGUGUAAACAUAACCCCAAGGAAAACCAUGCUGAAAUCAUGCAAGCAGUCCGUUUGCCACUCAUGAGUCUUACAGAACUGCUAAAUGUUGUAAGGCCUUCGGGGUUGUUGUCACCUGAUGCCAUCCUAGAUGCCAUUAAGAUUCGUUCUGAAAGUCGGGACAUGGACCUCAACUACAGGGGCAUGUUAAUACCGGGGGAAAAUAUCGCAACGAUGAAGUAUGGAGCACAGGUUGUAAAAGGAGAGCUGAAGUCUGCUUUGUUAGAUGGGGACACUCAGAACUAUGACUUGGAUCACGGCUUCUCUCGACACCCAAUCGAUGACGACUGCCGUUCCGGAAUUGAAAUUAAGCUGGGACAGCCAUCAAUAAUCAACCACAUCCGAAUCCUCCUGUGGGACAGAGAUAGUCGGUCUUAUUCCUACUACAUUGAGGUGUCCAUGGAUGAGUUAGACUGGAUUCGGGUGAUCGAUCACUCUAAAUACCUCUGUCGGUCUUGGCAGAACCUCUAUUUUCCUGCCCGUGUCUGCAGGUACAUUCGAAUUGUUGGGACUCACAACACAGUGAACAAAGUUUUCCAUAUUGUGGCAUUUGAAUGCAUGUUCACAAACAAAACCUUUACUCUUGAGAAAGGUCUGAUAGUCCCCACUGAAAAUGUUGCAACAAUUGCAGACUGUGCCAGCGUGAUUGAGGGUGUAAGUCGCAGCCGGAAUGCCUUGUUGAAUGGAGACACAAAAAACUAUGACUGGGAUUCUGGGUACACGUGCCACCAGCUUGGGAGUGGAGCUAUCGUAGUACAGCUAGCACAGCCCUACAUGAUUGGAUCAAUACGGUUGCUGCUUUGGGACUGUGAUGAUCGGAGCUACAGUUACUACAUUGAGGUUUCAACAAAUCAGCAGCAGUGGACUAUGGUGGCUGAUCGCACAAAAAUUUCCUGCAAGUCCUGGCAAACAAUCACUUUUGAUAAACAGCCUGCAUCUUUUAUCAGAAUAGUUGGAACUCACAACACAGCUAAUGAGGUGUUUCACUGUGUGCAUUUUGAGUGCCCAGCACAAAACAGUACCCCCAAGGAUGAGAGUAGCAAGGAAGUGGCAACAACAGAGACUGGUGGACAACAGGUUGUUUCUCGCCCUGUUCGAGCUGCAAGCACCAGUUCCCUGCAUUCCCCUUCUGGAUCCACCUCGCGUUCACAUGCUCACCAACCAUAAAGGAAAUUGAAAGGGAGCUUUUGCAGCCCCACUGACACUGUAUGAAGUUAUUCAGAACCUUCUUAUGCUAGCACCUUUUCUUUCCUUUUCUCUGUGAACGAAGGGGACCAUGUCUGAAAGCUGGAAAUGCUGAAAUGGAGAAGGCUUUUUCCAAGGACAAGAAGAGACUGCUUCACUCUCCUCAAUUUGUUCAAAUCAGGCUAAUCUCUGAGGGGGGAGAAGAUAGGUCUUCAGUCUUCAUUAAAUACCCCAUUAACACCCUACCUCUCUAAUCUAACCAAGGCAAGGGAAAACAGAAGGAAAUAAGACAGAGCUAAAGUGGAAAUGUAAAAUGACACAAGUAAAAUGUAAGGCAUAUGAAAUAAUAUUUGUUUCUUGAAGGCUUCCAUGCAAAAAAAUUGUUUAUGAAACACAUCAGUCCAGAAUAUAUGUUAUUUUUAAAUGUUACUCUUCAUUGGUAUUCCUUUGUAACAAGUAGUCUGCUUUCUAAAUUGUUUUGACGCUGUAUUCCGUUUUAUCUCGUAUUUUUGGCUGUAGCAAAUGCUGUGCAGUAGAUUAAGGAAGCAUCAAACAUGUUUACCUGCUGAGAUGCAAAUUCCCUGUUCAUCAUGGGGUGACAAGAAAAGCUUUCAUGAUAUCAACAAACUAAUUAAUGGAUGCUAUAUUAAUCUUGACCUUAGCUGGCUUUUCAAAGUACAAAAUUCCAUUUCUUACACUCAAAAAGGAAAUUCCUAAAUCUUGUCUUGAGGAACAUAUUUUUCACUCGUGAAGGUGAUUACUUAUUUUUUACCUCUAAUUCUAAGAAAAAUUGCAUCAGAUCAUCAAAAACAUUUGGUUUAGAAAAAUGGAAUUUUGUCUGGUCGCUGGCAAGCACUUCUUUAGCAUACAAAAGAAGAAUUUGCAGAUACUUAUUUUUUUCCAAGCAAAAAAUGUUUUAGUCUAGAGCUAAAAUACAAAGGUUGUGUGUGCAUAAACAUUUCUCUUAAAUUUCAUAACAUACGAUGCUUUUCCACUGUGUUGUAAAAGAUCUGUCUGGCUCUUACUUUGCAAUCACAGAAUUUAUCCAUCUGUGUCUCUCUGAAUCACAUUGCCUGCUACUUUGCUUAUUCUGAGAGUUUCCACACUGAUGAUGGUACAGCUCAUAUUCUCCAGAGCUCUGUGACUUUAAGGAAGAGCUCUCUGUUGGUUUUCAGUAUUGGAUAAAGCACUUUUAUAUUGAGACAAAUGCAGAUGUAAUUGGCAAAAUCGAUUAGGGCACUUGUUACUCCUCACAAAGUAUAUUAUAUUGGAAAUGCCAGUUAUCCAGUAUUAUGAACUUGGAAUUUCCUGUGGUGACAAAUAGCCUUGUCAGAAGAAAACAAAGCUAGUGUAGGAUAAAUGUGGUUUUCCUUUGCAUAACUGAAGUGAUAAAAUGAGUUAUAUCAACAUAGAAAAUAGUAUGUUAAUUUAUCACGCUACUUAAUUUAAGAGAAUUUCCCUGUUGGAUACUGCUUGUGCUAAAAACAGGAAGAAAUAUAACAAGUGGUAGCAAUGAAUCAGUAGAAACUUCCAAGGAGAAAAGCUUCCUUUUUCUUGUUUCAAAUAAAAUUGAUUAGACUUUAUCAAUAGUAUUAUAGUAUUUUUCAUUGCCAAAUUGCAGCUGAGUUCUAACAUUUGCAUACAGCCCCCUUCCUCCCCACUUCUGUCUUCUGGCUUGUUAGCAUCUGUUGGUGAAAAUGUGUGCUAUCUUUCAUACGUGCCACAGCUGCCUCAGACACUGGGGAGUUCUGAGGCAGGAUAAUUCUCAUGCCAGCCAGCAAAGAGGUUUGCUUUUCUCAAGCUGUGGAUAAGCAAAGGGCAUAACUUCUUAGCUGUUAGUAAUCACCAUUUUAGAGAAUGCUUAAAAAUCUUUGGUUUUUUUUUUUUAAUUUUGUGCCAGCUUUUCUGAGUCUAUGCUCUCAGAGAAAGAACAGAAUUUUUAGUUUGCAAACUUUGAUGUGCACAAUUUAUUUUUAUGAUACAAAUAAGUCUUGUAGACUGUAGCCCACUGUACAUCUUUGUGAUCUUGUCCCAUGACUCGCUAUUGAACAGAAACGCCUCUUUACUUCCCAUGGCAUAAGCCCGCUGCCAAGAAUCAGAAUGAACAGAUCUGAGAAACUCCCAAGCAAAACCUGUCACAUCUUACAGACCCUCCAGUUCCCUCUUUCCACAAAUCAAUCAAAACAAAAAACAACUUUGUGCUGUCCCUUUAUACAGAGGAAUAGAAAUUGUCAAUAUUAGACUAAUUCUCAGUCACAUGUGGCCUUUCUUGCAGUCUUUAUUUUCUUCACUAAGAGUUGCACUUCAAACCUCCCACUGAGACGAGUCCAAUGCAGCCACAGAGCUCCCAGGCUUUUAAUACAAGCCCUGCCACAACUUCAGUUUGUAGUGGGAAUCCUUUGCAUUUAUUCAUAGCAAUAAUGUUGAGACGUUUAAGGGACCUGAUCUAACUCUGCUUGGUCUUCAACUACUGGCCAGUGCACACCCCUGUAUUGCCUAGUGUAGGUCUCUGUCUUAAAUAUUGUGUCAGCAACAUAACACUAGUGACAAAGGAAGAUUCUGCUCAGAACUGAUCUGUGGUUUAGUGUCAAUCUUCUCAUUCUUUCUAAUUAUUGUAUUUAUUGAUUCCCAAUUUCAGGUAUUGUUCUUAUAUAUUCUGAAAUUUGCUAUUUUCUAUUUUUUUCCAAUUUUUUUUUCCCUUUCCUUUUAUUAACUAAGUUGUGCUUUUACAGAUUAAUAUCAGGGUUUCUCAGUGUGAUGAAAGACUAUUAAGUAUUCAGAACAGGGGUAGAGCGGAACUGACCAGGUGCUCAUUGCUUUCUUGUCAGAAACUAAAAUAGACCUUUUGUUGGAUUUCUACAUAAUGGAACUAACUAUGCUGUCACUAUUGAACCAUUAUUUCUAUUUAGUAUUUCAAUAUCUUUUAAUUUCCCAGAUCUCAGUUUCUCAGUUUUUCUUCCAAAUGUUAAAUUCAGAGUUAGAUUCAACUCGUAUGGCACUCAGCAAUGUUCUUUCUAAAGUCUCUUUAAUUAAUUAACUUACUCCAAGCAUAUUGAAUAAAUCUUUAUUCACAGAAAUGCAUGGUCAAUUAUAACUCCUUAAAACUGAUUUAUCUAGGAAAAUUAUUUCUAAAUUGAGCAAAAAUUGUGCAGCUCUGUUUUCAAUCAUCUCUAAAACAAGUUCAAAUGGCACAUUAAAUGAAAUUACAAUGCAAGAAGUUAAUCCAAGUAAAAGAUAAUACAGAGGAGCAGUCACCGACUUUUUUUGAGAAGGAACUAUUCUUCAUUGCAGUUUUAUUCCUGUAGAGCUCAAUUUCUUUUCUUUUUACCCAUGGAAAUCAAGUUUUCUUGCUUAUUAUGACAACUCAUGAAAGAGCUCACUGCUUCUCUGCAUUGCUGAAAAGUUUAAAUUAAUUGAAUGCAUCUUCAUCUUUUCUAAUGAUAACAUUAGUGAAUUUUGCUUAGUAUCUGACUUAAUGAGAAUUUGUGUCCAUAAAGGAAAGCAAAAGGUGUCUGUAAUUGUUCCACUCUUAAGUAAGUUAAGUUUUCUAACCAAAUGCAUGCAAGCAUUUUCUCAUUAUUCAGCAGUGCUUUAUACAGCUCAAGUCAGUGUGAAAAUCAGAAGACAAAGUUAAUGCCAUUCUUAUUGCUAGUUGUGUGUUUGUAGUUCUGGUUAUACAGUGGUGCCUACCCAGAGACACUGAAUAAGGAAUUAGAUGUGAUUGCAAAGGAAGUAGACAUGCUGUACAUUGCAGUUCACUAUGAAAGUAUUAAUCGGUGUAUAUUUUGACAGGUGUUAUUAUACUGUCAAAUGGACAAGUGAACACUGUGGCAAUUUUUUGUUCUGGCUCAAGCAGUCAGCAAUUAAUCAGAGCCAGUAAGAGUUAGCAUAUUGAAGAGUAAAUAUUUAGGCUUCUGUGUCAUACCAUUUGCCAGAGGACUAAACCAUGCUGCAGAAGUAAUACUUUGUAGAUCCCAGAGAAUGCUCAAGGCCUGUUCCCUGUCCCCAUCUUGCAGUUAAUGAUGAAUUUAGGUUAGAAUCCUUAGUUCUAUCUGAACUUGUUGUUGUCAGUUGUACCAGUUUGCCCAUACAUAUAUACACUUAUAUGAGUUCCACAAAGCUUUGUUUGGGAUACAGAAAUGGAAGUCCUGGGUCUCAUUUUAGGAGUACCUAAACAUUCAUUCAUAUAUAUAUAUAUAGUACACAUAUGAAUAUGUACACACACACAUAUAUAUGUUAAAUUGAGCUAGUAGCUAUUUAUUUAGCUUUAAUUUAGAACAAGUUCUAAAGCCCAAAGCUAAAACAACAGAAAAAAGAAAUCUAUGUCGGGUAGUGUGAAGUGCUACCACUGUGGUAUGGCUGGAUGGCAGGAUGCUGGUGCUUGUGGGUAUUUAAAAAGUGCAAAUGCAAACAAGGUAUGGGGGAGCAGAUCCAAGUCUGGUUUUUGCCCACUUGUUAGGUAUUGGCAAUUUGGGUGCAGUGAGGUAGGUAAAACAGAGCAAGUUAAAUGCUCAUCUCAGAUAGGGGUGCAGUCCCAAGAACACACCUCUGUUCCUCAUUGCUGCUCUGUGUGCUCUGGCUUGCAGUUUGUACAGAGUGAGUCUUCAUAGAAUUUUUAUUAACUGCUGAAAAAACUCUACAGGCUUUUCAUGGGCUCCUCACAAGUUGUCAUUGCAAAGCUUUGGCUGAGCUAAUGUCAAAGUCUCAUCUGUAUUCCAUGAUAGAAUCUGGGUCUGUGUUUGAUUUUGAAAAUGCUCACUAGAAGAAUUGUUCUAAAUAGUUCUUAAGUCACUCUUAGGUCAACUUUAUCUAAGUAAAGAGGGCCCAAAUGAAAAAGCAGAGUUAUACAAGGAAACUACAGGUGCCUGACAUUUACCAAUAGACUGACUGCCAGUACAACUACAUGCCAGUUUUAUAAUACUGUAUGUGUUUAAUUACUAUGAUACAUACAAACGGUGAAAGGAAGUGAAGAAUUGGCUCUAUACAGGAUCACCCAAGCAAACAGCACAGAAUUACUUCUUUUCCCAUUGCUUCCAGCCUAAUAGAAUAAUACAACUUGGGAGGUUUUUGGGGGGAAGAAGAAAAAAAAAUAGUAUUUGAUUCAUUGCAUAAAUAUCAUAGAUAUCUAAGUUUGAAUCACUUUGGCUAAAAAUCUAAAUGAGGGGUGUCUUCACCCGGCACAGGUGUAAACUCACCUUUCCAGUGCCUCCUGCUACUUCAGGUCCUGGGCUAUUGCAGAGCAGGAGAGCUGCACUGUUGGUGCAGUGUAAGUACUUUUCGUCAUUAGACCUUUUACUCAUCUAUUUUGUAUUUAUCAUCUUGAAACCUCUUUUCUCUUUUGGCAGAUGCUCAUUCCUCAGUUGAAGAAGGUAACCUAGUUUUCAUCAUUUUCAGAAUUAUCCUGUAGCUCCUGAAAAUUGGCAGGUAGACAUCAACAACCUCAGUCUGUAUUGCAUAGUCAGAAGAAUUUACAAAACUCACCUGUGUGGUCUCUUACAGCAAAUGUGUGUCCAAAAUGUACCAGAUGACUCCUGGAAUAUCAAGUAAGUUGGGCAGUAUUGCUGUUCAGAUAACAGAUCAUGGGUCUAAAACUCUGUGCCACAUAGUGUAAGUGAAUAGCAGUAACCACAGCUGCUUUCUGUAGAGGAAGCAGGGAAUUUGCUCAUCUACCAGAAAGGGUUCAUUUCCCUCAUACUGCUUUUGGUUUACAUCACCUAUCUGUUCUCUCUGUGCUCCUGAGCUACAGUAACUAGGUGAUUUAUGACUAAAUCCUAGAAUCCAGUUAACAUUUUUAUCAAUAGAUAUUUUUUGUCUUUACAUGAAGAAUUUUAGAUUGUGCUUUUGGGGCAUGGUUAGGCUGCAGAAUUGUUUUUGUGGCAUCUCCUAUAGUUGUUGUGAGUUAUUUUCAUCUGAUGAAAGAGUAGAAUUCUUAAAAAAAAAUUUCUUAUAUAGAUUUGUCAUGCUGCAAAACAGCUUUUGAAACAAUCACAGCAGUUUCAUUCCUGGAGAAUAGAGAUGGUUUCCUAAUGUUCUCUACAGACCAGGAUCCCACCUGUAAGUAUGUUCAUGCCAUUUUUAAUAGCAAGAGCAGUGGUGUUGCAUGAUUUGGAUGUCACUUACUCAUCUUGAGAGGUAAAUACUUUGAAUUAAUGUUUUUAUUCAAUAAUACAAAGCUCAUGGGAGUUAGGUGAUUAGAUUAGAAGCUUAUCAUAGUGAGAACUGAGUUGCAAGGAGCAGUUUGGGAGAAAGACUGGUAUGGACUUGGGUGUGUGCAUCUGGGCAUAUAUAGCUAGGAAAACAAAUGUGUUACCUAAGCUGAAAUGACUAUUUGCAAAGAUGUGGUUCUGCAUGGCUUUUUUUUUUUCUAAUUUAUGGAAUUUUUUUAAGAAAUCUGUUACUCAUCUGAAUGUGAACUCUAAAAGAGGAAGAGAGAACAUAGGGGGCAAGGCCUUAGUAGUUUUUAUGGAAAGAGUAACAUGAACCUAUGAUUCUUGUGAUCUGAGCCAGUUCAGUUGCCAUUCCUCGCAACGCACCCUUUUUCCUAUAUGCUUCUCCCAGUCUGCUUUUUGCUCCUUUUAUGUUCUUCCUACAUAGCAUCCUAUCACCAUUGCUGUGGUGUUCCCUAGAACUUUCCGUCAAAUGGUGAUAUAUUAAGGAUUUGUAAAAUGUAUUUUUACCUCUUUGUGAUAUGUCUAAUAAAAAUACCCUCUUCCCAGUUCAUUCACAUCAGACUUUAAAGGCAACUACCUGUCAUACCUGUCAGGUGCUAGUGAGCAAAAUUUAAAUUUGGCUGUCUAUAGAUAUGGGAAAUACUACUCCUUUUGCAGAUUGUAUAUCUGCUUGUGCUCCAUUUGUUACCCACCAGAGAAAAAUCAGUAAGAGUUUUUCUAUGACUUCAGUAGUAGGUCAGGCUUCGUGCAGGCUUAUUUAAGUUAAUGUAACUUUUUUAAAUGUAACUUUUUCUCUUCCACCAUCAUGCGCCAUAUACAGGUGCAAUUUGUUAGCUGUGCAUUGCUCUUCGUGUUAGUUGUACGUAAGUGUUGUUUUCUAACUGCAUCAUCAAAAGUGAACCAUGGAAGAAUUUGUAAGUUUUCAGCAUUCCUGUUUGCACUGUUCCUGUUUGAACAGAAUUCCUAUUCAGCUGUCUGGGGAUUCUAACAUCACACUGAGCACACGGACCUAUUCUGAGAAGUACAGCAUUACUUCACAAUUCAAUGCCCAUGUCUAUUAACCUUGUCCAAUACCUUGGAAAAAUUUCUUUCAUUUCUGCUCUGCUCAAUUUCAUUAUUAUCACUGCUUUUCUCUCUGAAGUGAAUGUCUAUGUUAUUCCUUCAGAGUUCAUAAAUUAAUUAUAAGGAGCCAGGCUAAAUAGAAGUUCAGCUUAUAUUAAACUUUUUCUCUCCUUUCUGUCAGUACUUCUCUUGCUGACAGACAGUAGUUUAAAACCAAAUGCUUACACUCCCCUUCUAUGUAGCAGUUACUGGAUCUUGAAAGUUUUUUGUGUUAAAUCCCUUCUUUCUCAUAUUUCCUAAAUGUAGAUUGUUUCUAAACUACCUCAGACUUUAUUGUGAACAGGUACGAGUUUCAGCUGAAGUUUUCAGACUUUAUCAUGGUCUUUGUUCUUAAAGUGCAUGCAUAUGUAGUGAUAGCAGCCUGCCAGACCCUGGUUGCAUUUUCAGGAAUACUGUCUGUAGUGGGACAGGUAAUUGGGUUGAACUCACAGCCACACUCAUUCAAGCUCAUACUGAGACCUCUUUCAAGGAAGACUUUUCAAGACAGCAACUUGUGGUGCGGGAGGUGCUUUGGUUUUCUGUUCUCAGCUUUUGGAAGGAACAUGGUGCUGCCAGCACUGGACUGUUUUCACCUCUUUUACUGUGUCAACUGUCAAAAACAUUGCAUCAUCAGACCUCCAUUCCUGGCUGUUAGUCCUGCUAUUGCAUUGGACUUCCCUCAUCAAAUGAGAAUAAAGCCCAGGUGGCAUGUUCUGAUGAUAACAUUUUAUACCACAACAGAUACACAUUGCCAACAGUUUGGGUUAAUUAGUUUUCAGGUAAAAUGAUGGUUGCAGAUCAUGCUGCAGUGAUCCAGUCAGUAGCUUUGGAAAUUGUCUGGUUUUGUAAGUUAUCCACUGGACAACCCGGCAAACCUUGUUAGUACUGAUUUACUGUUCACCAGUAGAUAUGCACAUCAUCAAACGGGCAUUUUGUAACAUGGAAUUUUCUAUGAGUAUCUAGAAAAAAAGCAUCAUAGUUGUAUCCAUAGUAAAAAUACAUAUAUUUGUAAUGAUAGUUACAGAUUUUAAUUUAAACUGCUCUAAGCUAUUCUGUUCUAGAAAUGCAUUAACACUGUAUUAACAGCUGAUCAGCAAAGGGUUCUGGAAAGAAGAAAGGCCAUCUCUGCAUUUCUUACUUAAGAGUUUCAAGGCACAGCAAAACUUGCCAGUGUGAAUGCAUAAAGUAAAACUGUUGUGCUUUUUAUUUUUAUCUUUGGGGGGUUUUUUUCUUUAAAGUAUUUAACUUCACAUGAAAAAAAUAGAAUAUAUUUAAAAUAGUGGUAACUAGAAAUGCAUCUCUUCAAGAAUUAGAGGUGUGUCAUUUGAGAAAUAAAGUGGUCUUUUGUGUUUAA
This is a messenger RNA of Calypte anna (Anna's hummingbird), 10741 nucleotides long. RefSeq names its product BTB domain containing 9 (gene BTBD9). Bases 161 to 2098 code for a protein of 645 amino acids. The record is from RefSeq and is a predicted model, not a curated record. Gene Ontology annotation, biological process: adult locomotory behavior; modulation of chemical synaptic transmission; circadian behavior. Gene Ontology annotation, molecular function: protein binding. The transcript is spliced from 12 exons. NCBI's taxonomy places the organism in Eukaryota, Metazoa, Chordata, Aves, Apodiformes, Trochilidae.